AUGACUGCGAACGUCGCUCGUCCCAUCCCGCAGCGCCAGCCAUCGUCGCCGGUGACGCACUCGGCUCCACGACCGAUCCCAGCUGCCAACGGACGACGGCGCUCGGCGUCGGCGUCCAGCAGCGGGAGCCACAACGGCAGCUAUAAGUCCUCCUCGCUCUCUCAGUUCGUCGACAGUCGUUUCCUGGGUUCGUGCGCGACAACGACACCGUUCUCCUUCCUCGAGGAGGAGGAGGAGCGAGAGGCCGAGUCGGAAGCGUCUUCCCCUCCUCUCGCUGCUUCUCUCCCGCGACCAAGCUCCUCGCCGCCCUCCCCUGGACCUCUCAACGGUUCGCAGAACUCUCCUCCGACUGCUAGUCGCUCCCCUGUUGCAGCGACGCAUGGCACGAACACUCCCGCGCGCAGGACCAGCAGCAAGCGCUGGCACCGGCUCUUCGACUUUGACCACGUUCUUGGUGCCUUGGAUCCCGCUCGACUCGCUUCAGCUACAGCACCAGACCCUAUCCCGAUCGCCGUCUUUGGCGCUGAGACCGAGGAAGGCAUCGCGCUGUGCCGCCAACUUCUGGCCGCACGGUGCUGGGCCCUUGUCGCACUCAUGGUCGACGAUAGCGGCCCUGAGGCGAACGAGCUGCGCGCUGCCAACGUCCCCGUGAUCCAGGUGGACAUGGACGACCCGACCAGCUACGGCAAGCACCUCAUGAACAUGCGUGCGGUGUAUCUGUCCACGAACGGUGAGUUCUCUUCGGCUCCGAUAGAUCUGCGAUCUGCGAUCCGCAGUCGCACAGCUUUAAUGUGUCAAGCUCUUGGGAUGGAGCUGACGACAGUGCUCAAACUUCACGCCAUCCUGCAGCACCAACCUGAGCCGGCCCGCACGCAGAUUGCCCGCCAGGCGGACGCUUGCCAGCUGUCCAAAGCGCUCAACGCCUGUCAAGAGGCGAAGGUGGGGCACGUCGUGUUCCGGGUCACGGCGUGCGGACAGGAAGUCGUCGAGGGCGUGCUCGGGCGGCCAAAGAAGGUGAUGGAGGCGCAGGCCGAGCUCUGGAAGCGCGGCAUCGCCCACACUGUGCUGCACACGACAGUGCCGUACGGGCGAGUGCGUGAGUGGCUGCGGCGCGACGGUGACCGGUGGAUCCUCGAGUGCCCGAUCCCGGACGACAUCAAGAUGCCCAUGUACGCCCUCGAGCAGACUGGGCUAUACGUCAUCAACACGCUCAAGGCGCACCUCUGCAGCAAGCAGCGCCGGUAUCCGGGCGAGGACGUGCACGCCAUCGGGGAGUGGUUGACGCCGCUCGAGAUCGCGAAGAAGAUCCAGAAGAUCUCCAAGAUCCCCGUCGACACCGCACACGUCUCGCUGGCUGAGUUUGCGAGUCUCGAGACUCACGAGCGCCUCACGGUCCGAUGGGAUGCGUGGAACCAGCUCAUCACUGGGGAGUACCAGAACGAGUAUGGAGAGUACGGCAAGCAGACCCGGAGCGCGAUCACGGGCGUCGACCAGAUGACAUUCGACGAGUGGAUGUCCCAAGAUCCCGAGAUCCACCGCAUGAUGAAGCAGGUGUAG
Trichosporon asahii var. asahii CBS 2479 is the source of this 1557-nucleotide messenger RNA. RefSeq lists its product as uncharacterized. The coding region runs from base 1 to 1557 and encodes 518 amino acids. NCBI's taxonomy places the organism in Eukaryota, Fungi, Basidiomycota, Tremellomycetes, Trichosporonales, Trichosporonaceae. The transcript has a single exon. The record is from RefSeq and is a predicted model, not a curated record.